UUGCCUGUGGCAGUGGUCGGGUCGCUAGUUGAGCACGAAAUUCAAGAUGGUUGACUCUUGAAGAGUCGAAGCUCUAAAUUUUGGUUUUGUUAAAAGUUUCCUUCACCCCCGUAAGCUUAGGAUGUACUCUCCUAAGAAGUUCGGCGUCAAAUACGAACCACCAACCCUGGUUUUAUUCUAUGUGGACAAAGCGACGGACAAGCUACACAGGAGGUCAAUUCCAGUGCGGAAGUUUGAUGGAGAUUCAAGCAUACAAAACACUGCUAAUGAGCUAAAAAAGAGCUCCCAUCAUGGCAAGUUCAUUGAGGGCAUACCACAAAAACAGAUUGAAAAACUUUUGAAACUCAUCCAAGACAAAAUAAAGGGCUUGGAACCUAAACCCACUCCAACUGAGAACAAACCAGCUGCCCAAGUUGACCCAGAUAAAAACCUUAACAAGUUGGGAGAUGAUGAAUUGAAUAAAGUUAAAGCAGCAAUGGACAUUGACUUUGAAAAGAACAGGAUAAGGCCAGGUGAUGAAGACUUUGAAUAUGACAAAGAGGUUGAUUUUGGAGAUGCAGGGAAAAUAGAGUCUGGAUGGGAUGAAGAAGACGACUACUCUGACCCAGACUUUUGAGAUAUUAGAGGAAUUUGGGAUGAACAAUUUAAAAUACUGUAUAUAUAGAUGAUAAUUGCAGUCUAUGGCCUGUAGAAAACGUUUUAGGGGAAAUGAUUUGGUAAAUCUCAAAACUAUUUAAAUAUUUUAAUGAAUAGAGCCACACCAUGAAAUGAUAACGAUGUUAUCAUAACAUUAAUUUGUAGGUGGCUUUAAAAGGUAACUUUUUAAAAUAUUUUAGGCAUAGAAUGCAGUUGUAAAGUUCUAGCUGGGUAUAGGAACCCUGAAUUUAGGGAAAGGAACCUUAGAAAUAUAGGAAAAGGAGACAUCUUGUAUUCUCUGUGUUCAGUCCAAACUUGCUCUUAUUCACGUGUGAGCUUGUGACAGCGUUGUGUUACAUAGUGUUACAAUGCAUGUGUAUAAUGUUUAUGAUCACGAUGACACAAGGCAACAAGAGAUAAAGUAUAUAAUCAGUAAAAUAGAAAAUGCACACAAAUUCCCUAGAGUAAGAAGACCUGUGUGGAAAAUACAUCAGAUAUAUGUACUUUAAAGGCACAUGUCAUUGUGUUUUAGCAUAUAUUUUAAAGUGUGUUUUACUAGUUGUUUUUACUUUUUAAUCAGUGUAUUGACUUAAUUUACUGAAAACAUUGUCAUUUUGAAAUAUAUAUCUUACACUUUGAAAUAGAUUUGAGCAAAUUCGUAGUUUGUAUUGAAUGUGCCGUUGAUAUAUUCAUAAAAAUGGGAUUGAAAAAAAAACAUUCAUAAAACAUUAUAUCUUUGAAA
Messenger RNA from Nematostella vectensis (starlet sea anemone), 1378 nucleotides. Its product is annotated as centrosomal protein of 19 kDa. Gene Ontology annotation, biological process: trans-Golgi to periciliary membrane compartment transport; microtubule anchoring at centrosome. The coding region runs from base 122 to 616 and encodes 164 amino acids. Lineage: Eukaryota; Metazoa; Cnidaria; Anthozoa; Actiniaria; Edwardsiidae. The transcript has 4 exons. Gene Ontology annotation, cellular component: ciliary basal body; centrosome; spindle pole. The record is from RefSeq and is a predicted model, not a curated record.